Messenger RNA from Metarhizium acridum CQMa 102, 1116 nucleotides. The record is from RefSeq and is a predicted model, not a curated record. Lineage: Eukaryota; Fungi; Ascomycota; Sordariomycetes; Hypocreales; Clavicipitaceae.
AUGGAAGCAAGAUCUUAUGAGGGCCCCAUGGACUGGGAGUACCAGGACAAGGGCCCUCUAGACCCAACUAGCCCUUUUGCACAAGCUGCAAAGAGUGCACAACGGAAUACUCUCGGAUCACCAUUCAAAACAGCUCGACCUCCGAAUCCCUUUGCGCAUCUUCAGUCGCCAUCAAAAUCUCAGUCCAACCUUCCUCAAACGUCUCGGUUUACACCCCAACUGUCCUCGAGAAACACUGCUCCACCAUUCCGAAAUCCCGCCUUUACGACCCCUAGAAAACCUCUCGAUGAGGUUGUCUUUUCUGAAGCAUCUGGUGCGGAGGAUAGCCCAGCUGGCGCAGAGGUUUCAGACUAUCCAAACGACACUCCAGAAGUAGACCGUAAAGCCGACAUCUCCAUGGGUGCAACUAUUACGCCUCUCAAAAUUGACAAGUCUUCCCGUUAUGGGAAAUCGAGUUCUAAGAAGCACCUUUCGGGCAAGGGAGAGAUUCGGGCGCAUCGUGACCUCAACGUGACGAUGCGGAAACGAAAACGGCACAACUUGGACAAGGAUGUUGGCAGCAUUUCUCGGCACAGUGGAUAUGAAGGCGACUCCUGGGACUCAGACUCGGACUCGGAUUCGGACGCUAUUGGCGUAGCUCAGAAGCCUAGGAGUCGCUCAAAGGGCAAAGGAAAGCCGGGGAAACAACAGGGAUACUUCGAGUCACUUUUCUAUGCGCUCAACAAGUAUCCCAAUACUCCAGAUCACAUGCAACGAUGGAUGCAGCUCGGCGCCAACGUGUUUCUAGUCUCCGUGUUGACGUAUGUGAGCUGGUCAGUUGUAAGCACCAUACGUACGGAUAUUUCCAACGCCAACAUGGCCGCACACCAAAAGAUAGUCAGCACCAUGGACGCUUGUCGCCACGACUACACAAUCAACGACUGUGCCAACAACAAUAAACCAGCUCUGAACAAACCAUGCAGCGAGUGGUAUGAAUGCAUGAUGCAAGAUCCAGACGCCAUCAUGAGAGUCAAGGUUACCGCAAAGCAAGUGGCGGAGAUUAUCAACGAGUUUACUGAAACAAUGCAUCUCAAGGCAUGGGACGGCGAAGCCCAAGCAAAGGAGACAGGCAAUUAA